CUACAGACUGACUCGUCCACUGCAAAGAACCUGAUAGACAAGGCGACACCGAGGCACUCUCACUUCACACAGGUCGCGGAGAUCCGACAGAGACUGAAUCGUGAUUGGACAGUUCGGAUUGAGCAUGUGUUCCGUGAAGCUAAUUUCGCCGCGGAUUAUUUGGCUUCUUUGGGCCACUCCCGUUCGAUUGGUGUUCAUACUUUAGAUAGACCGGAUACUAAACUCCUGUACUGGCUGUUCUUUGAUCGUGUGGGGGGUGUAACACCCCGCUUUGUUCGUUCUUAA
Messenger RNA from Linum tenue, 285 nucleotides. The record is from the annotation of a GenBank genome assembly. NCBI's taxonomy places the organism in Eukaryota, Viridiplantae, Streptophyta, Magnoliopsida, Malpighiales, Linaceae.